ACAUAAGUACAUAAGUAGAGGUACACUCGCACUCGCAUCUUUGUCAGCACAUUACAUUUGCAUACGAUUCGAAUUCCAAUACUCGGCUGGCUGAUUAUUUUCAAAUUUCUUCGAUAAAACGUGACUUUGGCGGGUUUUUGUCUGCUCGUAAUUACACGACGUAAUACGCGUACGCCGCGCCGUACAUCUACAUACAUAUUGCACGAAUGCACGCGUCUUGACUUUCAGUAGUUUCUUCGUUUUUUGCCAAUUUUCGUUAAUCAGUCGAGUAUUUCGUGUCGUGUUGGUUUUUGUGCGCUGAUUAGGCCCAAAAGUACCUAGAUACUAUUUACCUUCUAAUACCUAUCGCCUAUCGCCUAUCGACUAUCGGGCCCGAUACCGCCGAGAAGUGCUUUCAGUUAGUUGCAACUUGCGUCUUGUAAUCAAUCAAUCAACCAGCCAGCCAGCCAGCCAGCCAGUUGGUUAGUCGCAAGACUGCGCGUACGCGAUCGCGACUAUAAAUGACGAAAAUGAAGAGUCCGGAUUACCGCACGAUUUACUUGACACUGCUUCGAGCGUUUUUCACCCAUAUGGAGUUGAUAGCGCGAUUUAUUUUUUCGUUGACCGUAUACUUCGGAUGGAUCGCUUCGCCGGUGUACACGAUACUGGCAUUAAGACCCAAGAAACACUUGCCGCCACCCAAACAACCCGAAAUCUUGGAUCUAAGCGCCGUAGCAUUGGCGAAAAAGAUUAGAAAUAAAGAGUUGACCAGCGAACAAGUGACCAAGGCAUUUAUCGAAAGAUGUCGCGAAGUUAACGGAGACUUGAACGCGAUUGUGGAAGAGCGUUUUGCGGCGGCCAUCGAAGAAGCCAAAAAUGUAGAUCGCUUAAUCCAAAGUGAUACGCUGUCCGGGCGAGAAAUUGAAACCGAAAAACCUUUACUCGGCGUUCCCAUAACCGUGAAAGAAGCUUGUAAAGUAGAAGGACUGAGUCACAGCGUAGGCGCAAAAUUACGAAAAGGCGUGAAAGCUGAGGAAAACGGCGAUGCGGUUGCCAACCUGAGGAAAGCAGGCGCCAUACCGUUGGCUGUCACCAAUACGCCCGAAUUAUGCUGCUCGGUGGAAACGUACAACAGCGUCACCGGUUACACGUGCAAUCCUUACGAUUUAAGAAGAAGUUGCGGCGGCUCUUCCGGCGGAGAGGCAGUCUUGAUCGCGUCGUCGUCGUCGCCUCUCGGCAUUGGAUCCGAUUUUGCUGGCUCGAUUCGCAUGCCGUGCCUGUUCACCGGAAUCUUUGGCCAUAAACCGACCGCCGGAGUCGUAUCGAAUAAAGGCCAUUUUCCCGAUCACGCCGAUAAAGAAUUUCAAAAACUACUCAACAUCGGACCGAUGAGUCGUUACGCCCAAGAUUUGAAACCGGCAUUGAAAAUUAUAGCCGGAUCGAACGCGGACGCUUUAAACCUCGAUCAAACGGUCAACUUGAACGACUUGCAAAUCUACUACAUGCUAGACAAAGGCUUCAUGUACUCCGAAAUAUCGGUAGAUUCGACAAUCAAAAACGCCAUCCAGAAUUCCGCCAAAUACUUCCAAGCUACACACGGCUGUUUCGUUCAACAAAUAGAUUUGCCCGAAAUGCAAGAAACGUGCGAAAUAUGCGUAUUACAGACGGCCGAAGUAGAAGGUCUGAAACAAGUAUUUUGUCUCAAAGAUAAUCCCAAGGACGAAUGCAGCGUGAUAAUGGAAUUCCUGAAGCUACUGGUGAAUAAAUCGGAUUACUCGAUACAACUGCUGUUGAACAGAUUCAUCGUCGAAUCGUGCUUAUUCAUUCCAACGUACAAGAAGUACAAAUACGCGACCGUGAAAAACAACUUGAUGAAACGUCUAAAGGAAACGCUGGGAGAUAACGGAGUACUGCUGUUUCCAACUUUCGCUACACCGGCGCAUUACAAAUACCAAUUAGUGUGGAAACUAUCUUCGUUGGGUUAUCCGAUGAUUGUCAACGUGCUCGGCUUCCCAGCCACGCAAGUUCCUCUAGGAUUAAAUAAAAGCGGCUUACCCGUCGGUUUUCAGGUAAUCGCCGCGCCGCAUCAAGAUCGACUCUGUCUGGCGGUAGCCGAAGAACUGGAAAAGGCAUUUGGCGGUUGGAUUCCUCCCACGUACUCCUCCUAGCUCCUAGCUCCUAGUCCUAUACUGUAAAGUGUAAAUUUUAUUGUAAUGUGGCCAUAAUUAGCUGUUACUCGUAUGUUAUGACGUUCGUUUGUACCAACCGUACGUACUCGUAUGUCGUGUACCGGCGUGUCUGUGUACGUAUAUAAUUUCGAGAUUUACUUAAAUAUGUACAGUAUACCUACUUUUAAGGCAACGAUGUACCAUUCUACCCUUGCCGCUUUUAUUUAUGUACUUUUGGCAUAUUUACAAUAUACGAGUAUGUACCUAGGUAGUAGGUACACCGCUACUCUUACUUGAAUUACUUAUAUGUACCUAGACCUACGUAAGUAUAAGAACUCGUAUAAGUCUACCUACUCCUCUUCGAAUUUAUUUUUCUCGAUCUGUUUUUCGUGAUAAUGUCGCUAUGCGCUAUCGCAUAGUGGGACCGAUGAAUCAUUCCAGCUGGCCGAACCACUAAAAAUGAAACUAUCUAAAACAACUAAGUAUUCUACUAGGACCUACUCGUAUUUCACUUGCUAGAACUACGUACGAGUAGGUAUAGUUGGAACCACAGAACAGUGGCCGAAAUGAUACUCUGUACCUGCUGUGUGUGUUUUUUGACCUUCUGAUUUAAAAUUUUACGAUGGUUUCACCCAAAAUAACCGAAAGUGUCUAGAUCAAGUCUGUAAUAGGUGUUCUUAUUCUCUCGGUUUCAAACCUUAUCGUAAUUAAAAUCAACAUUCGACAAGAGACUGAAGUAGAAAGUCUCGUGAGUAACAUUCAAAAUUCUUUGUUUUCGACUCGUGUAAUAUUGAAAUUUCAUAAUGAUUAAAGAGCGCCAACACGCUCGAAUAUAAAUCAAAUUUUCAAUCUCAGACCUUGGCCGUCUGUCCAAAGUUGAAUAUUGCGGGCUCUCAAAAGUAGUAUUUGUGAUUUCAACAAACGAGACACUUGGCCCGAAAAUAUUGGAAAUUCAAAUUUUAGCACUAGCUCACCCCCCUCCCAAUCGAGGAUCGCUGUUUUAUAUGUAUAGGGUAAAACUAAAACCAAAAAACGUCUAAUUUUGGCCAGUUAAUUUUUCAUUGGUCCCACCGUGUACGUGUCGUCGUCAUCAUUGUUACUAUUGUUGAUGUUUUUAUAGUUGUUAUUUUUUUUCUUCUUUUUCAACGCUACCUACAUGUGUCUCGAUUAAGAAAAUACACGCAUGUACUCGUAAA
This is a messenger RNA of Planococcus citri (citrus mealybug), 3343 nucleotides long. Its product is annotated as fatty-acid amide hydrolase 2-B-like. NCBI's taxonomy places the organism in Eukaryota, Metazoa, Arthropoda, Insecta, Hemiptera, Pseudococcidae. Gene Ontology annotation, cellular component: endomembrane system. The transcript has 11 exons. Bases 501 to 2147 code for a protein of 548 amino acids. The record is from RefSeq and is a predicted model, not a curated record.